CCCGGAUGUGGGAGGCACCGCCCCCGCCGCCGAACCUCAGCGCCGCUCGCCCCCGCCCUCGCUCUCCCUCCUCUCCUCUCCUCUCCCUGCGCCGCCGUUGCGGGUCAGCGCCAGCUACUGCCGCAGUGAGGGGGAAGCGGGAGCCGGCAGCGGGCCCGGCGGCGACGCCGAACAGGCUGACAGCGAGGCCGGGGCUCGGUGGAUUCGCGACCGCGGGGGGGGAAGCGCCUGACGCCCAGCCGCCGCCAUGCUUACAGGUGUGCAAACAGGAAUCUCAAGUGUGGCAUGAGUAGGUUGAGCCUCUAUUCUCGCCAAAAAAGGGGGGAUUAAAACAUUUUUGAAAAUCUAGUGGAUUUUUGGAUUCUCCUGUGAAAGUGAACGCAGCACAUCAAAAACAGAGAUCCAAGUUCCAGUCCUGGAUAGGGAAAUGAGGCAAGCUACCCUUUGGAAAUGUGCUCGCACUUUGAUGCUGAUGAGAUUAAACGACUAGGAAAGAGAUUUAAGAAGCUUGAUUUGGACAACUCUGGUUCUUUGAGUGUGGAAGAGUUCAUGUCUUUACCUGAAUUGCAACAGAACCCAUUAGUACAGCGAGUAAUAGAUAUAUUUGACACAGAUGGCAAUGGAGAAGUGGACUUCAAAGAAUUUAUAGAAGGAGUCUCCCAGUUCAGUGUCAAAGGAGAUAAGGAACAGAAGUUGAGGUUUGCUUUUCGCAUUUAUGAUAUGGACAAAGAUGGGUAUAUCUCAAAUGGAGAGCUCUUCCAGGUGCUGAAGAUGAUGGUUGGGAACAAUCUCAAAGACACUCAGUUACAGCAAAUUGUAGAUAAAACCAUAAUUAAUGCAGAUAAGGAUGGUGAUGGAAGAAUAUCUUUUGAAGAAUUCUGUGCUGUUGUAGGAGGCCUAGAUAUCCACAAAAAGAUGGUGGUAGAUGUGUGACUCUGUAGGGCACCACCCAACACUUUUGCUUUCUUCUCCAUCUCUGAAGAUCUGCUCAAGACGUCCAGCAAUGCUCUCUGUGUAUUUAAAUGGAAGUAUUUUUCUCUGUGAAGCCACAUUUUCCAACAUGAGCCUCAUGAAGCCAACUAAGUGUUAUUGAACUUUUAUUCUCUCAAUAACUCGGUGUAGCACUUUAAAGUCUGAAGGACAGCAAAGAUGGAAAGAGCAUAUCAGUGUGGUGGAGAAAGGGAAGGGGUUGGCUUUUUAAUUUAUUUUUCUUCAUCUUUUAUAACAAGGAAAUAUCUAUCUAUAUAUAUAUAUGUGUGUGUGUAUUUAUAUAUAGAUAUAUAUGUAGCUUUCUAUAUGUAGUAGCUAGGUGGGCUUUAAUUUAAUAUACUUGAUUCAGAAACAAAAACUAGAGUACAAAGUGCCAAGCAGAAUAUUAACAGUUCAAUAUAUGGAUAUACAUCCUUACUUUUAUUUCACACAGUUUUAUAUAUAUAGUAGAAGAAUGUAAAAUUUUAACUGGGUGUUAGGUCAACUCUUUUCCUUUUCCUGUGACUGUUCAGAUGUUUCUAUAUAUUGACUGGCUGACAAAGCAUUGCUUCUUAUUAAUUUACCUUAAUGACAUUUUUUGUAACACAGGAGACUAAGUUUAUUUAUACCUGUUAAUAUAUUACCAGGGACUGUGUCUCUUUGCUAAAUAACUUAGUACAAUUCUACUUAAUAUGAGAAUAUAGUUUAAUGCUACUGCCAAGAACUAGCCCUCAUGUGCGUAUAGUAACUGCAGAACGCUUCGGUGGCCACUAGAUUUUGUCACCUAGGGAUCGGGAACAGUUAGAGCUGUCCCACAGUUAGUGCACAUCUGCUGUUUUGGAUUCAUUUUAGAUACGGCUGCUCAAGGUGUUAAACACAUUCAUGAUUUUCUCUUGUGCUUAGCUUAAUGAAAUUAGGACCUACGUAAGUGUGCAGGAUUCCCAUCUACUUAUUUUAUACAGUUCUUAGACUAUAAAGUGUUCUUGCCAUUUAAAUUCUGUUGUUUCAACAGUGAUAGUUUCCCCUCUGCAUUUAAAGAAUACUACAGGUAGCAUAAAUAACUGGUAAUGUUUUAUAUAUAAUAUAUAUAUAUGUAUAUAGGAUUCAUACAGGGGGAAAAUCUUGUUAACCUAUGCCAUAGAGGAGGAAAACUUCACACUAUCUAAAUUUAUACCUCUUGCGGUUCUCCAGUCCUUUGCCUGGAGAAUUUUUUUCUUUUCUAGAUUUGUCCAUAUCAUAAUUUGUAAUGGAUGGUAACUUGAUAUAUUUGUGUGAUAUAAAAGUAGCGAGCCAUGUUUUACAACUUUAUAUCAUCCCUUCCCUUUUCUGCAAUGGUACUAUUGGCUGGAAGACAAACAUUUGCUAGAUUUUUCUAGGACAGUACAUCUUUCCUGUAUAGUAGUUUUUCUAUUAAAAACAAUUGUUUUAUAAUCAGCAGUGGAAAGUGCAGGUUGUCUGAACCUACUUCUAUUGAGCACCUGUCUGCCAUAGCUGUUCCUUCAACUGAGUGCUGCACAUCAUGGGCUCUGUCUGUGAGAGAGAAAUCCAGGUGCUUGGUGUCCUUGCAUGACAUGAAGUUUUGCAUGUAGAUCGAUUUGAAAUGUUCCUCUUGUUUACAUAAUUUGCAUAAUUUAAGAUAAUGUUGCCAAACUUUGGUAAAUGUUAAUGUUCAAAACAAAAAUCUCCACUACACGUAACUUUCUUCCUCUGGAUCAGUACGUGGCUUGUAAUCCCAGCCAGUGGUUGUAUCUGUUCCAGUGUCAACUGCCAUGUGCUCUGCUUCAAGGGGGAACUAGUCUUUUGUGAAUUUUUUGUACAUAAGUAUUUGUUACAAACAUUUUAGCAAAUGCUUUUGAUUUUCUCUUACUUGCUUGUGCAUAUCUUGGCUGGUGUUAUAGAAAUUUAGUGCUACCGUUACUUCCUUAGGGGGAUUGGAAGGGGAGGGAUGAGGUUUUUUAGUUUGUGUGGGGAAAAAUGAUUUACGUUGAAUGUUUAGUUUUUCCUCUGCAUGCUACAUCAUAUGUUGUGGGAACUAUAAGAACCUUCAUACUAUAUGAAUAUAAAAUAAAAUAUUUGAACCUUG
Molecule: messenger RNA, 3052 nt
Organism: Cygnus olor (mute swan)
Lineage: Eukaryota; Metazoa; Chordata; Aves; Anseriformes; Anatidae
Gene: PPP3R1
Product: protein phosphatase 3 regulatory subunit B, alpha
Exons: 8
Coding region: 451-933 (160 amino acids)
Molecular function (GO): calcium ion binding; calcium-dependent protein serine/threonine phosphatase regulator activity
Source: RefSeq, a predicted model, not a curated record